Molecule: messenger RNA, 1877 nt
Organism: Ictalurus furcatus (blue catfish)
Lineage: Eukaryota; Metazoa; Chordata; Actinopteri; Siluriformes; Ictaluridae
Gene: mapre1a
Product: microtubule-associated protein, RP/EB family, member 1a
Exons: 8
Coding region: 224-1015 (263 amino acids)
Biological process (GO): spindle assembly; protein localization to microtubule plus-end; regulation of microtubule polymerization or depolymerization
Cellular component (GO): microtubule plus-end; microtubule organizing center; cytoplasmic microtubule
Molecular function (GO): microtubule plus-end binding
Source: RefSeq, a predicted model, not a curated record
ACAAAAGACAAGCACUUCCAUCCCGCCCUCCCCAUGUAACCUCCCAACAACUACAACGCUUUCAUAUGUGACUACAAAAUGGCAGCGUGUCUGAUCUUUGACUGGAACCUUUAAUUUGACGUAGGGGUGAUCACGUGACUACGGGGACACGCCCACAGUAGUAAAUGAAGGCUGCGUGGGUUCAGCGGUAGGAGAGGCGGCAGUUUCCAAACUAAGUGACGUCAUGGCUGUGAACGUUUACUCCACAUCAGUAACUAGUGCCAACCUCAGUCGCCAUGAUCUGCUGACCUGGAUUAACAGCUCCCUCCACAUGAGCCAUGCCAAGAUUGAGCAGCUUUGUACAGGUGCUGCCUACUGUCAGUUCAUGGAUAUGUUGUUCCCAGCAUGUGUGCCAUUGAAGAGAGUGAAAUUCCAGGCCAAACUGGAGCAUGAGUAUAUCCAUAACUUUAAAAUCCUUCAAGGAAGCUUUAAAAAGCUAGGGGUGAAUAAAAUUAUCCCAGUGGACAAGCUUGUGAAAGGGAAAUUCCAGGACAACUUUGAGUUUGUGCAGUGGUUUAAGAAAUUUUUUGAUGCUAACUAUGAUGGAAAGGAGUAUGAUCCAGAAGCGGCUCGACUGGGGCAGGAGAUCGCUGCCUCCCAGUGUCCGGCUCCAGGUUUGGCCAGUAAACCUCAGAAAGGCAGUUUGGAGACACGGAUCACUUCAGUGAAGCCCACGGCUCCAGUUGCUCCGCAGCGAAUGACCGCAGCUUCUCCCAAGAGGGCAACUCCACUGAGAGCAGAUCCAGAGCAUGGAGAAGAGCUCGUUCACAUGCUCCAUGAUCUAAAAACCAACAUUGCUGAUUUGGAGAAGGAGAGGGACUUUUAUUUCAGCAAACUGAGGAACAUUGAGCUCAUCUGCCAGGAAAAAGAGGGGGAAGCUGAUCCCAUACUGCAAAAAAUAGUUGACAUUCUGUAUGCCACAGAUGAUGGUUUUCAGAACCCUGAGGAAGGUGCUGGUGAACCAGACGAGUUUUGAACAAUCUUUAGGCAGUUGCCUGAUUUAUUGUUCAAGUGGGUGUGUUUUGCCCAUGCACAAUGCCACAUUCCUUCGGUCAGGUGCCUUUUGAUUCUUUGCUUUUGCACACCGAUGUUUGAAUGUUCUAUUUCUGUGACUUCAAAUAUUUAUAUUUGAAUUGACAGAUGACUGAUUUUGUUGUUGUUGUUGUUGUUGUUGUUAUUGUUAUUAUUAUUAUUAUUAUUAUUAUUAUUAUUAUUAAAGAUGUUUGUCUCACUUUCCACAGAAGUGGCUUAUUGGGGUUUUUAAUGUUGAUUCUAAUACUGAGGUGAGGUUGCUUUAAAGCGUGUUCUGCAGCACUGCUACAUCUGCCCUUAAACAGGUUUUGUUGCUACAUUAUGAUGCUGUUGUUCAGUUCUAGCUUUUAAUGUUACUUCCUCUAACUUAUACAUAUAAUGUGUUGUAAGCUUGUUUCGUGGUCUUGCCUCUGACAGCUUCAGUUUUUUUUUUUAAACACUAGUUAAACAUGAAAUAAAGUACAAGCACCCUGUAAGUUUCAUACAAAGCAACAAUAAAAACAAGACAAAUGUGAAUCAAACUAAAACUCAGAACAAAAACUACACUGUACCAGAAGAUGCAUGGAUUCUUUAAAACAUAAUGAAAUCAUGGGGUGUUGCUCAGAUCUGUGUUAGCUUUACAGGAACACAAGUAAUAACAUUUGGUGGAUCUGUAGCUCCCUAGUAGGUGGUGCAAACAUAAGUAAUGAACCGACAGAUCCAUGAAACCGGUAACAACCUGUUAUGCAAAGGUUUGUACCACAGAGUGAAUGCACAGUACAUGAUCAAUGGAAGAAUAUUUUCACAUUUAGUUUUGUGAUAUUAUA